Messenger RNA from Panicum virgatum (switchgrass), 1676 nucleotides. RefSeq names its product phosphatidylinositol N-acetylglucosaminyltransferase subunit C-like. Lineage: Eukaryota; Viridiplantae; Streptophyta; Magnoliopsida; Poales; Poaceae. The record is from RefSeq and is a predicted model, not a curated record. Gene Ontology annotation, cellular component: glycosylphosphatidylinositol-N-acetylglucosaminyltransferase (GPI-GnT) complex; membrane. The coding region runs from base 543 to 1451 and encodes 302 amino acids. The transcript has 2 exons. Gene Ontology annotation, biological process: GPI anchor biosynthetic process.
CACGCCCGGGGAUCCUCACCCCUCCUCGUCGUCGCUCUCCUCGCCGCCUCGCGCCGCCGCCCGCCGCCGUCCCGCAUCGGCGCCGCCGCUUUCCUCCAUCCCGCACCGGCGCUGCCCGUCUCCCUCCCACACCCGCAUACCUCCCCGCUCCCCCCCCCCCUCCCAACCCCAUCCCUGCACCCGCGCCGCCACCCCUUCCCGCACCCGGCAACACCCCCAGCCCUCCUCCCGCACCGGCGACGCCGCCGCCCGUGCCCCCCUCCCUGCACAAAUCAGGGCAGGCCACAAGGGCCGCCCGCGAGCGUCCCUGGGCGGGGUGCCCUCCAGGCCGGCGCCCUCCCCGACGGAGGAACGGGGGCUAGGGCUCUGGCCGCCAGCGGCAGCCCUCCGGCGACAGUGCCCGCCCGCCGGUUUGAGCAGUGGGCAACUGAUGCCGGACAAAUGCAAGUUUGAGCACUGAAGACGUUUUAAUGGCCACCAAUUCGUGACCUUUGGUGUGGCUCAGAGCCUGAUUCUUCUAGCAGAAAUCACUGCAAUACAUUAUGAAGAAUAGCGAUGGAAACCGGAUCAGGUUACAGCCAAUGUGGAGAAAAGUUGCCUAUGGGGGAAGGCAACCAGGUUAUGAUGACAACUACACUGACGAGUCAUUCCUCGAGGAGAUGGUUAUGAAUGCUAAUGUCGUCAAGAGGGACCUUCUGAAAGUGAUGAUCGACUCCGUCUCCAUUUCUCAAUAUCUCUGCAUCGUUGCUCUUGUGGUUUCGACAUGGACCUUGACGCUGAACUUGGACAUUGAUGAGGCUACCCUUCUCAAACUAGAUGUUGGUCUCCUACUGGUUGGGUUCUCUGUCCUAUUGCUCACGACUUGCCCAUUCUCGCUGAAGCUUCUGACAAAGUAUGUCCUCAACAUAUCAUUCUUCAUCAGUGGUCUUUAUGUUCUUGCGCCCAUUUACCAUACCCUCACUAGAUCCAUCAGUUCAGACUCAAUAUGGGCCCUUGCUGUAUCUCUUCUGCUGGUUCAUCUCUUUCUGCAUGACUAUUCUGGUUCAACUAUAAGGCCUCCAGGAGCACUCAACAAUCCAAAGUUAACCAGCAACAUCUCCUUGAAUGCGUCGAUAGUUGCAUCUGUCCUUGUGGCUUCACGUCUGCCAUCAAGGCUACAUGUCUUUGCGAUCAUGCUCUUCUCCUUGCAAGUCUUCCUGUUUGCACCCCUCAUUACAUUUUGUGUCAAGAAGUACCACUUUAGGCUUCAUCUGCUGUUCUCCUUCACAUUGAUGGUUGUGACCCUGAGUGUCACAUACCAGUUGCACCGAAUGUUCUUCAUUCUACUGUUGUCACUUCUUGUGUUUAUUUCAGUUGUUUGCCCUUAUUGGCUUAUUAGGAUUCAAGAAUACAAGUUUGAGAUCAAUGGCCCCUGGGAUGAAGCAAAAUUAUGUUUUGAUAUAACUGAAUGAAUUGAUUGUAUCCAUCUAUAGCUGAUGUGCAGCUAGUCAGUCUUUAGUGUAUUCAUGUGAAUGUGUAUACUCUUGAUAUAUAUUUGUUCUGUUGCCGUGAUUCUAACACAUGAUAUGCCUUUUUUCUGGAAUCUUGAAUGAUGUCUAACUAUUUAGGUUAUUUCUGGUGUCACAGGCUGAUUUAAAUUUUAAUGAGUAUCUUUGUAAGCAAGAACUUCAUCUUUA